AUGGUGAAGACGGAGACUGCAGUCCACAUCGGCUUCACUUUCAGCAAACCCCUAAAAGCGCCGACUCCGCCCCAAGAUCUUCAGAUCCCCACGCCACCACGGCCUCCACCGCCAGUAUCUCCUCGUACUCUGCCUCUGGCGUCGACGCCUCGUGACUCGGGACAAAGGUCAACGUGGUCGAGUUGUUGCAACGAAGUUCUCAACGCUCCAGCCAUGGUUUGUUGCUGUUUUUGUUGUCCCUUAUACAAAUGCGCGUUCUGGUUAUGUUGUUUGGAGCUGAUCGUGUCCGUUUACUGCUGGUAUAACAUCGGUGGGAUCAUUCUACAGACUAUUCAUCACUUGUAAGCCACUCUUCUGAGAUUUAUGGGGUACCUGGCAUGCCGUAAGGAAAGCUUCAAAAAAUGCGAAAAAAGGAUGACAAAAGAUGAAAGAAAAAGGUCCGCUCGUGACUCAUAUGUUUACGGUCCAAGGCCAUCUUUCCUAAGAAAAAUUCUGGAUUCUUUCGAAAAAAUAAGGUAGAAUCCCGGGGCUCCACACAAUGGGCGACCGUAACCGGAAAAAGUAAAACAACAUGUUUUGAAGUGUCUCCCGAAAUGUCAUAGCACCCCAUUACCGCCACAUUACUCUAACUCUAAUAUCCCUUUCAGCGACUUGGCCAAUGCUUUCUUGAUUUUCGUUCUGACCUUCUGGAUCAUCACUUUGUCGACCGCUUUUGGAAUGCUGAUAGCGGCCGAGAAAAGGAAGAAUGCAUCGUAUGUGCUGCCUCGAUUAAUCCAACAAAUUGGCCUAUUGACGUGCGGCUUCGUUUUCGGCUUCUUGUGCAUUUUCUACUUUACUGGUGGCGCCGAGAAGAUUAACUCAUGGGUAUUUUGGUUUUACCGAGUAAGUAAUUACUGGAGAUAAUGGGGUUGGGAUGAAACCAGCAUUUAUGCUUUACAAAACAAAUUCUAAGCUAACUCUAACGGGGUAAUGUGUAAUCGACACCCUCUAGCUAUGAUUAUAACCCAUUGGGCCUUCUCUCAACAUACGAUGAACCACUUCCCAGGCCAAUUUACAUAACCAAGAAUAGUACUCUUUUCCCCAUUCCGUUUCCAUCAUUCAAAGACGGCCUAAUUUCGUAGACCAGAGCUGAAUCCGGAGGCAAUUUGAGAGGUCCCGUUUUUGUGAGAAAAGAGUCGAUGCCCUCAGGGGAGCGGGGCCACAAACACAACGGAAUUUGCCAAAGUUUAGGUCAACAAGUAUUGUUGUGUGCGUUUAAUAAAAUAGAAAAAUUAAAUGGGGCGGAAGAAGAUUCGAGUAAAAAAGCUGAACCAAAAGUAAAAGUCAAGCUAUUCCUCAAAAAGUCUGAAACGGAUGUUUUUGCAAAUAAGUAAACACCAACUUAUGUUAUUUUAGGUGUUUUUGGACGAAGAACUCGACAAACAUGCCCAGAAGGAAGUCGCUUCCGAACUCCGCUUCUACGGCCUGUUGUUUAUCCUGCUGGACAUAUUCUUUAUUGGUUACGUCGCGUUCGGUUUUUGCAUAACACGCAAAUACCACAAGGAUAUGGAGCGACAACAUGGCACUGGAUUCGCGCCGGUCUCCCAAUACGAGCCCGCCAAUCCCUCAGCCCCUCCACCGCCACCAAUAAACCCCAAUUACAAAGCGUAG
Messenger RNA from Bursaphelenchus xylophilus (pine wood nematode), 1650 nucleotides. NCBI's taxonomy places the organism in Eukaryota, Metazoa, Nematoda, Chromadorea, Rhabditida, Aphelenchoididae. The record is from the annotation of a GenBank genome assembly.